CUUGAGUGAUUCUUAGCUUUUCCAAACAUCAGACUAUAAUAGCGGUACCAAACCUUUAGCAUUUGUAUACCAACAUACAUCGCCAAGAAGAAGUGGCAAAGUACAAUCCACGAGCCGACACCAACAAGGCGAAAGAUAAAAUAAAACUUUAAAAUCGUUUUAACAAAUUGUUAACUGUUGUAUAUUAAGAAAAAAGUAACAAACAAAUCAUAGUGGUGAAGUGUUCAAAAAUUAAUAAUUUGUGCUCUCCCUUAUAUUUAUACAUCACCUGCAAAAAACGGAACUAUCAACAUACGAUAUUCAAAAUGUCAUAUUAUCGACAAAGAUUAAAGUAUUCGGAGAUUAUCAGCGCCAUUCUUCUGCUCGUGGUGCAUAUACCGUUGAUGAGAGCAGUUAAAACAAUUGAUUUAACCACUGAAUACACUCUUGAAAGCAAAUCAACUGCUAUUAACAACCGAGGCUCUAAACUUUUAAAGAACUCAAUGCCACCGAAAGCUGCAGUAAGAAUGGAUAGCUUCGAUAACAGAGGGGCUGAGAAACGCGAAGAACCUUCAAAGCAGUUACUUGCGAAAAUGUCAUCUAAAUCGUAUAUUAGUAAGCCAAACUCAACAACAGCACCCACGCCGGCUAAGCUUGCAAAGCGUGCUGGUUCUACCGCUGAGAUCAAACAAAAGAAAAUUAGCAAAGAGAACACAAAUCGAACUGGAGACACGGCAGCACGCAGCAAACUUCGUCAAGAGGCAGACCAUAUUCCGGACUCAUCGGGGCAUAUACCGUAUCGGAUAGGUCGACCACAUUUAGCAUCACCAGAGUACGAUUCCACUGGUGUUAGUUCGAUUUCUAAUGAUGGCGGUGACACUUACCAAACAGUAUCUUAUGAGGCGGAUAAGUGGCCAAACGAUUACUGGGAACGGGACUAUAACAAACAUUUUUCCUUCAACACCACCCGAGUUCAGCAUAUUGAGGCAGAGUGUCAAGAUGACUACAUGAAGAUUAGAAUUGGAUUUAAUGCGACUUUCAGUGGACUAGUGUAUUCAGCAGGCUAUGCGUAUGACCCCGAUUGCAUGUAUAUUAAUGGCUCAGGAAGAGACUAUUAUGAGUUCUACAUUCAGUUGAAUCGCUGCGGAACUCUAGGAAAAAAUGCACUUCAUGAUGAAAAACGGAAAAAUCCAACUAAUUUUAUGUGGAAUACUGUGACGGUUCAAUAUAACCCACUUAUUGAAGAAGAAUAUGAUGAACAUUUCAAAGUAACUUGCGAGUACGGCUAUGAUUUUUGGAAAACGGUGACUUUUCCAUUUUUGGAUGUAGAAGUGGCUACUGGCAACCCUGUCGUCUUUACUCUAAGCCCACCUGAGUGCUACAUGGAAAUACAAAAUGGUUACGGCAUUGGAGGUCCACGUGUUACCGGACCUGUGCGUGUUGGCGACCCGCUUACUUUAAUCAUUUACAUGCGCAGCAAAUACGACGGUUUCGACAUUGUAGUGAACGAUUGCUAUGCUCACAAUGGUGCUAACAAGAGAAUUCAGCUUAUAGAUGAAUAUGGUUGUCCGGUAGAUGAUAAGCUAAUUUCACGAUUCCGUGGGUCUUGGUCUGAUUCUGGCGUUUUUGAAACUCAGGUGUACGCAUAUAUGAAGACGUUUCGAUUCACCGGAUCUCCAGCACUUUACAUUGAAUGUGACGUACGAAUGUGUCAUGGUCGAUGCCCUAGUCAGCCGUGCCACUGGCGAAAUUUGAAAGCUGUGACCAAACGUGAUAUCUCAAAUUCGACGGCAUCGAAAUUUCAAUCAACCCUGGAGCCAACAACACCAGCAAACAAGGAAGGAACUAUCAUGCUUAAAGAUUCCUCUUUUGAUUCCACAACCAUAGCAGGCGAGGAAGUAAUGACAUCCACAGGCACAGGAAAUCCUGUUAGCUCCUUAUCAGAAAAUGUAAACCUCUUUCAAUCGCUUCGAGUGUUGCAAGAAGGCGAAUCUGAGGGCGACGAUGUUUACUCAUAUGCGCGCCAUCUAGAGCCAUCUAAGCAUCAAACCUGCCUAAAAACGACGAUAUUUUCAGCGCUAACUGUCACAUUUUCAGUAGUGAUGUGUGUGCUAUCAGGUGCAUUGAUGGUGGCAUGUUCUCGUCUAAAGCAACGCAGUAAAGACGCAUCUUUAUAUGACACAUACAUCACCCAUAAAGGUCAAAUUGAUUAAUGUCAUCUACAAAAUUUAAACAUAGGAAUUUUACAAGAACGUGUAGAAAUAAUAAAUGUUUAAGCUGUAAAUAGAAAUUUCUUCCGUUAAUAUUGUAUAAUAAAAUUCCGAAGGAUGACGCGUAGACAGUCUUGUGACCUAAUAACUCAUUCGCCAACGCCAUCAGUGAGAACCACCACCCUUUUUAAGUGAGAAUCAACAUUCGAUUACAAGUACAAGAAAAUACUUCUUUUCAAUUAGUU
Molecule: messenger RNA, 2434 nt
Organism: Anastrepha ludens (Mexican fruit fly)
Lineage: Eukaryota; Metazoa; Arthropoda; Insecta; Diptera; Tephritidae
Exons: 10
Coding region: 306-2192 (628 amino acids)
Source: RefSeq, a predicted model, not a curated record